Molecule: messenger RNA, 3384 nt
Organism: Aureobasidium melanogenum CBS 110374
Lineage: Eukaryota; Fungi; Ascomycota; Dothideomycetes; Dothideales; Saccotheciaceae
Product: ARM repeat-containing protein
Exons: 3
Coding region: 1-3384 (1127 amino acids)
Biological process (GO): mitotic chromosome condensation
Cellular component (GO): condensin complex; condensed chromosome
Source: RefSeq, a predicted model, not a curated record
AUGCCUGGAAGAGUCGCCGGCUCCUCAGCCAAAGGCGCCGCUGCUGCCUCGAAACCACGCACCUCUCGAACCGCUAGAGCCGCUGCCUCGUCGCCAGCUACAAACAUUCCUGACGAAGGACCGACCACCAAGCUGCGAAACCAUGUCGCUGCUGUCUUCUCCGAUGCCCAAAAGUCAAACACUGGCCACCGAAAGCUGGUCAUCAACCUGCGAAAGAUUCAAGAGGCCUGUUGUUACGAGCCUCUGAGCUCCAAGAAGAACCAGGCCGAGUACGACUUUGACGAGGAUGAUUUCAACACCGAAGUCGUGCGCUGUGUCCUGCGUGUCCUGCCCAUCAAGAAGAGCGAGACUGUCGGUGAUCGCAUCGUCAAGUUUCUGGGCAUUUUCUUGCGAGUCGCCAGCGAAAAGGACAAUCAACUUGUAGCUGAUCAGGAUGGUGCACUACCAGAGACUCCUACUUCGCGCCUGACCAACGCCAUCCUCAACACUUUGUUACAGCUCCUCUCGACUAAAGACAAAAUUGUGCGAUUCAGAGCCACUCAAAUCAGCGCUCACAUCAUCAACACUCUCGAUACUCUGGAUGAUCAAAUGUUCCAUCUGCUUCGUCUAGCUCUACUCAAGCGUAUCCACGAUAAAGAGUCCUCGGUCCGAAUGCACGCCAUCUACGGUCUGAGUCGCCUCGCUGCCGAGCUCGAUGAAGACGAGCAAGAUGAAGACAGCGACGACGACGAUGCCAGCUCGGGUGUCUUGGAAAAACUUCUCAACGUCCUACAGAACGACCCAUCUGCCGAAGUUCGCCGAGCCCUUCUUCUCAACCUACCACUCACACCUACCACCCUUCCAUACCUACUCGAGCGCGCAAGAGACUUGGAUGCUGCCACACGUCGCGCAUUGUACGCUCGUCUUCUACCAGCAUUGGGCGAUUUCAGACAUCUCAGUCUGACACACAGAGAAAAGCUGCUUCGAUGGGGUCUUCGCGAUCGUGAUGAGACGGUCCGCAAAGCCACUGCUCGCUUGUUCAGAGAGCGCUGGAUCGAGGACUGUGCUGCUCUACCUGCAGCUACAGCUCCCGAAGAAGAGACGGAUGAUGGCAAGAAGAAGCCUGGUGUCACAAAAGCCGCCGAUCCUAGUCUCGAUGCACUUCUCGAAUUGCUCGAGCGCAUAGACGUCGCAAACUCUGGAAAUGCCGGAGGCGUGGCGCUUGAAGCCAUGAGCGAGUUCUGGGACGGUCGCCCUGACUACAGAGAGUAUGUCACUUUCGACUCGGAAGCCUUCUGGGACGAGCUCUCACCAGAAAGUGUCUUUGUUGCUCGCACGUUCAACGACUACUGUCGCGCCAAAGAUGCUCAAGGUGACGGAAGAUUGCUAGACAUGCUGGAAAUGAAGAUGCCCGAAGUCACAAAGUUCGGUUUCCUGCUCGAGAUUCAGAUCAACAAGCUGAUCGAAUGCGUGCGUGGAGCUGCAACUGGUGGACCCGACGGAGACGGCGACGAAGAAAUGGAGGAGGAGAGUGUUCAGCGCGAGUUCAUUGUUGAGCAGAUGCUUCAUAUGGCCAUCAGCUUUGACUACAGCGACGAAGUCGGUCGCAGAAAGAUGUUUGGCCUCAUGCGCGAAGCUCUCACCAUGCCCGAAUUGCCAGAAGAGUCGACCAGGCUGGCAGUAGAGACUUUGCGUCUGGUCUGCGGAGACGACAGAAGCGACAAAGGCGAGAGCGAUUUCUGCGGUAUUGUUCUCGAAGCUAUUGCUGAAGUCCAUGAUACUAUCAUGGGUGAUGAGGGCGACAAGACAAAAAGCUCGACAGGAGAGGAGAGUUUCCAUUCUGCAAGAAGUGAAGUCAGCAAUGAUGACUCGGCGAGAAGAGUUAAGAACUCUAAGCGCUCGGGAGGUGAUGAUGAUGAAGAAGAGGAGCACGAUGAGGAGAAGGCCAUCCGUGAGAUCAUGGUCAACAUGAAGUGCUUGCAUAUUGCACAGUGCAUGCUUCAGAACAUCCAAUGCGAGCUCGAGCAGACGGUACCUUUGGUGACUAUGCUCAACAACCUUAUUGUUCCAGCAGUCAGAAGCCAGGAAGCGCCCAUAAGAGAGCGCGGUCUGGUCUGUCUAGGUCUUUGCUGUUUACUUGGAAAGAACCUCGCGCAAGAGAACCUUACUCUCUUCUUGCACUGUUUCAUCAAAGGUCACGCAUCUUUGCAAACCAUCUGCCUUCAAAUCAUCACAGACAUCCUCACAACACAUCCAUCGUUACUGGCCCCUGUCGCAUCAUCAGCUGACGGCGAUGAGACAUCGGCCACGGUUUCCGCUUCUGAGCCCUCGCCAAUGCUCAAACCUGUUCUCAAGGUAUUCUCAAAGUCGCUGAAAUCGGAAGACUUGGAUGUUCAGUCGACUGGCGCGUCAGCGUUAUCGAAGCUCAUGCUUUCACAACUGAUCACAGAUCCUGACUUGCUCAAGGGCCUGGUCAUUGCAUUCUUCGAUCCUGAGACCAGCGCCAAUGCUUCUCUCAGACAAGCGCUGACAUACUUCUUGCCUGUGUAUUGUCAUUCAAGAGCGGCAAACGCUGAGAGAAUGGCCAAUAUUGCUACAGGAGUCAUCUCUCGCCUUGCUGCUCUCAGAGAAGCCUUUAUCGAGGAGGAGGACGUCGAAGAAGACGCGAUGGUGACGCUGAGUGUAGUCGGUGGCAUGCUCGUUGACUGGACAGACCCUCGCAAGAUUAUUGGCAGCAGCGAAGAAGCAAAGACUGGCAAGCUUAGAGUUGAAGAGGGAGCUGCUCCUGAUAGCGAUAUGAUUCACUUUGUGCUUGCAGAGCAGAUCCUUGAGAAGCUGGUGACAAGUCAAACAAGCAAGGACGAACGCAAGGUUCUAUUCUCAAUGCUUAGCAAGCUUCAUUUGACCGUGUCCUCUCCGGAUCCUGGCCUCCUCCGUACUGUGCUUGAGCUGGUCGCAGAGGCAAUCGAAUCCAAGGUGGCAUCCGACGCAACCAGCCGUAAUGCUCUUGCCAAGAUGCAGACAACGUUACUCAAGCUCAUGCACGACAUUGCAACAGCAGAAAGAGGCGGCGGCGGCGAGGAAACGGUCGUUGAAGAUGUCACCGCCGUGCAGAGGACAGACGCCGAUGAGACAGCACAGUCUGUGACGGGCGCAGAUGCAAGGGAAGAGGAAGAAGAAGAAGAAGAAGAGGCCACAGAAGUUGAGGCUGAAGAUGAUCCGGUCAAUGCACAGUUGCGUCGAGAACUUGAGUCAACAAGGAUUGAGGAUCCCGAUGCCGAGGGCACGAGGAUGGACAUGGACGAGGAGAUGGAAGACUACGACUUCAGUGGCAUGGCGGACGACAAGGAUGUUCAGGCAUUGAUGGACAGCAUGGUGGACGACGAUGAUGACUUGAUUGAGUAG